Molecule: messenger RNA, 2887 nt
Organism: Poecile atricapillus (Black-capped chickadee)
Lineage: Eukaryota; Metazoa; Chordata; Aves; Passeriformes; Paridae
Gene: TARDBP
Product: TAR DNA binding protein
Exons: 6
Coding region: 255-1499 (414 amino acids)
Biological process (GO): regulation of gene expression
Cellular component (GO): nucleoplasm
Molecular function (GO): RNA binding
Source: RefSeq, a predicted model, not a curated record
GGCUGGGUGGGGCCCGGCCCGGCUGCCCGCGGUGCUGAGGCGGGUGGAGCCGCAUUCGGAGGUUUCGGGCUCGGGCGGACCCGGCAGGCGGCGAGGCCGAGGGGGGCUGUGCUCCCGGCUCCGCGAGGGGAGCCUGUGGCGCUCCUGGGAAUUUCCGCCGUGCUCGGGGACCGGUCGGUGUUGGUAUCUCCAUAGCUUCAGGACGGACCGAGGUGUACGGCAGGGCCGGAGGCUUAAAGUAACUUCCAGCGAAGAUGUCGGAGUAUAUCCGGGUGACGGAGGACGAGAACGAUGAGCCCAUCGAAAUCCCGUCGGAGGACGACGGCACGGUUCUGUUGUCCACGGUGACGGCGCAGUUCCCCGGGGCGUGCGGGCUGCGUUACCGGAACCCGGUGUCGCAGUGCAUGCGGGGAGUCCGGCUGGUCGAGGGCAUCCUGCACGCCCCCGAGGCCGGCUGGGGGAACCUCGUAUACGUCGUGAAUUACCCCAAAGAUAAUAAGAGAAAAAUGGAUGAAACCGAUGCGUCAUCAGCUGUGAAAGUGAAGCGAGCAGUACAGAAGACUUCAGAUUUAAUAGUCCUGGGUCUUCCCUGGAAAACCACUGAACAAGACUUAAAGGAAUAUUUCAGUACCUUUGGAGAAGUUCUGAUGGUGCAGGUUAAGAAGGAUAUUAAAACGGGCCAUUCAAAAGGUUUUGGGUUUGUUCGGUUCACGGAUUACGAAACCCAAGUGAAAGUAAUGUCUCAGCGGCACAUGAUCGAUGGAAGAUGGUGUGACUGUAAACUUCCCAACUCUAAGCAAAGUCCGGAUGAACCUUUGCGCAGCAGGAAGGUGUUUGUUGGACGCUGCACUGAGGACAUGACGGCAGAUGAACUCCGACAGUUCUUUGCCCAGUAUGGGGAAGUGGUAGAUGUCUUCAUUCCUAAACCCUUCCGAGCUUUUGCUUUUGUUACAUUUGCAGAUGAUCAGGUUGCCCAGUCUCUUUGUGGAGAGGACUUGAUCAUUAAAGGAAUCAGCGUACAUAUAUCCAAUGCUGAACCUAAGCACAAUAGCAGUAGACAACUAGAGAGAGGUGGAAGAUUUGGUGGUAACCCGGGAGGCUUUGGGAAUCAGGGUGGGUUUGGUAACAGCAGAGGAGGUGGGGGAGGACUGGGCAACAACCAGGGCAGCAACAUGGGCGGGGGUAUGAACUUUGGGGCCUUUAGCAUCAACCCUGCCAUGAUGGCAGCGGCUCAGGCGGCCCUGCAGAGCAGCUGGGGGAUGAUGGGCAUGCUGGCCAGCCAGCAGAACCAGUCAGGGCCCUCGGGAAACAACCAGCCUCAAGGCAACAUGCAGCGGGAACAGAACCAGGGUUUUAGUUCAGGCAACAACUCGUACGGAGGGUCCAACUCGGGGGCAGCGAUAGGCUGGGGCUCGGCCUCAAACACAGGCUCCAGCAGUGGGUUUAAUGGAGGCUUUGGUUCAAGCAUGGAUUCUAAGUCAUCAGGCUGGGGAAUGUAGACACAGUGGGCUCUGAUAGUGACUCUAUGGUGGGAAAUCAAAUUUUUCUAACUCAUGGUAAGUAUACUGUAAAUUACGUAUAUACUAAAGUUUUCCAAAUGAAUUUGUUCAGUGUGCAGUAUAUUCAGCAGUAUUUUUGACAUUUUUCUUUUCUAAAAAAAAAAAAAAAAAAAAAGAAAAAGAAAAGAAAGGUAAAAGGAAUUUUCUAAGUUUUGUUACAUAUCUAGUUGGAAUUCUGAAUGCUUGGAAGUGGACUGCUGUUUGCCUGAUAGGUGAACUAACACUACAGUCGAUAGGAAAGGUUUCUCCUGUAAUACUUUAUCCCUUGUUUCCCGGCUACCUGAAUUCUUUGCAUGUUCAAAAUGGAACCAUUGGUCAGAAACAGCAUUCUCUCCCUCUUGUUUUUAAUUUGAUCCCACCAUAAGACUCUCCAAGCGCCCCGUUGGACAACACAGUGUCGUUUUUGUUUGUGUUCGUUUUUUUCUUAACACUGUCUCCCCUCCAUACUAAAGUACGAUAUGAAGGCUUCAUUUAAUCUCUGCAGUUCAUCUCAUUUCAAAUGUGUAUAGAAGAAGCACUUCAUUGAAAGCAGUGCUGUAAAUAUUCUGCCUUAGGAAUACUUCUGUCUACAUGCUUUCUCAUCCAAGAAUACUUCAUCACACCGCGCAUGCUGCGUCUUAGACGGUGGGUGUUCCAUUUUUAUCCGCUACUCUUUAUUUCAUGGAGUCGUAUCAACGCUGUGAACGCAAGGCUGUGAGAUGGAACCAGAAGGCUGUUUGAACUUUUGAAACCAUGUGUGGGAUUGGUGGUGGUGCCGAGGCAUGAGAGGGCUGGUAUGUGCGAGAUAAAGGAGCGAGCGCAUGCAGAGACCUGGUGGUGCAUUAAUGGGAUUUUAUUUGACUUGGCGAGAUGUCUCUCAAUCCUGUGGCUUUGGUGAGAGAGUGUGCGGAGAGCAAUGAUAGCAGAUAAUGUACGAGUGUUUAUUGCAUUCAAAGGACAUCCACAUGUGGAAGACUUUAAGUGGGCUCUACUUAGUUAAUCAAUUAGUUGAAUGUGUUACGUGAAAUGGAAUAUUUGUAUUUCUUUUCCCUUAUGUCAACUGCUGUGAAUGCUGUAUGGUGUGUGGUUUUUUUUCUGUUAAUGAUCUGUAAGUGUGGUAAUGUGACUUGAAGACGCUGGGGGUUUGUGAUGAGAACAUUGAGCUUGUGGUGUGCUUUGUAAUACCUCUUUUAGCAGAGAUCACUAGAGCUCAGUGUGCCUCUCCAGGGUGGAAGUUCCACUGUCUGUAAGAUACCCAUAAGAAUGCUGUUUGCUGCAGUUUCGUGUUUGGAUGCUUUUUAUAAGAUUUGUCACUGUAGGAAAUUCUUAAAUAAAACUGAUUUAAGUAA